AUGGCUCCACAAUACAUUAGUGAAGAGUACGAAUCGAUGAUUGAUGCGGUCUUGACGUACUGCGAUGAAGAAGUAUCUCUAAACUCCCUGAGAGCUCAACUAAACGAAGUGUUUAGCCUCAACAUCAAGUCAUUUGACCUGAACCUUCGAACUUUGGUAGACAAGAAAUUGGAAGCCUUCAAGAAUGUAACAGAGAAGCCCAAGGUGAAGGACAUCAGUACCGAUAAAGUUAUGACAGAGAAUCGAAGGUAUAUAAAUGUGAUAAAACAGACUCUGAAGGAAGCAGAGUUAAAGAAAGAAGGCAUAACAGUCACGAAAGUACAGAAGCCCAAGCUGAAACUAAAAGUUACCAACAGUAAAAAGAGUAUGAUUCACAUCAAGAUGACAGUGACGCCAGAGCUCCAAGCUGUAAUCGGAACACAUUAUCAAUCGAGAACAGAGAUAGUUCGAAAUUUAUGGAAAUAUAUUAAAGAACAUAACUUACAAAAUCCGGAUGACAAGAGGCAAAUCAUAUCAGAUGCAAUGUUGGAACCUGUGCUGGGCAAAACGUCGGAUAUAUUCAUGAUGCACCGGGCUCUCAAACACCACAUAUUGGGACCAGCACCGAUAGAGGCAGAAGUAAUACGCACUGACCAAGAAAGUACUCCAUCUCUAGCUUCAGAGUCCAGUGAGCAAGAACAUGCAGAUAGCACUGAUACCAGCGACUCAGUUUACUACUCUACAUGA
Messenger RNA from Nakaseomyces glabratus, 726 nucleotides. RefSeq names its product SWIB/MDM2 domain-containing protein. NCBI's taxonomy places the organism in Eukaryota, Fungi, Ascomycota, Saccharomycetes, Saccharomycetales, Saccharomycetaceae. The record is from RefSeq and is a predicted model, not a curated record. Gene Ontology annotation, cellular component: nucleus.